CGAUACCAAACUCAGCAACAAUAAUAACAAGCUUGUUGUUUUCUUUAUAUGUCUAGUUAACAUGUCUUCAAGACCGCGACGUCUGGCAGCUAAACAAUCGGUUAUUAUUGACAUAUCCGACUCGGAAGAUGAUACCGCUGGAGCGGAAGAGAAUGAUGAAUACAGGCCAACAGAGACACGACGUCGUUUUAUAGAUCGUGCUGCAGCAUUAGUAGCAUCUGGCUCGGAUACAAGAAAACGUAAAAAGGAGCCCCAGAACAGUGUCUGCAAAGACGACGCUCCAGCAAAGAAAAAGCGCGCGAAAAAGGACAAAGAGAAUGCAAUCCCUAAUCAAGGCAGCGAUGUGAACGAUGCAGCCGUAGAACAGCCAUUAUCAAUAGCAUCAGAGCCAGAUGGAGGCGCACAUAGCCUAAUUCCAGUAACUCCUAGUACCUCUACGGGUCGCAGCUCUUUCUGGGAGCGACGCAAAGUCUGGAACAUACAUGAACUCUUAGCCGAGACAGAACACAUCCAACCCACAGCGGCACGGAACAUUGUUCAGCUCUUCGAGAAUGAGAAUACCAUUCCAUUUAUAUGCCGCUAUCGACGGGAUUUGGUGGAUCACAUAACACCAGACCGAUUGCGUGACAUACGAAACACUUACACGGAGAUUGUGGAUCUGCGCAAGAAGGCAGAGAACAUCGUCAAUCAGCUGGAGCGCGAGAAUGUGCUCAAUACGGAAAUACGUGAGGAACUGUUGUGCGCUAAGACCACUGAAGAACUUGAAUUCUUGUAUGCACCUUAUAAACCGGCUAGCAAGGGCACUUUGGCAGAGCGUGCCAAGGCUUUGGGACUGCAACAAUAUGCUGAUGCCUUACUGUAUGGAACAGCGCCAAAAGUGCAGUUGUUCUCGGUUGUUGACCCGACCAGCAAGGACUUGGCCACAGAGGAGCAGGUAAUGGUGGGCAUAUGCAACAUUAUGAUACACAACAUAAGCAAGAACACAAGGAUACUGGAGGAACUACGACGGCUACAAAACGUACAGCGUAUUGUGCUCACGUGUAGCAAAGCUAAAACGACGACAGUCUCAAAGGCGGCGGCUGGCCGUAAACCUGCUUCUAGUGGCGUUGCGGACAAGAAGCUGGACAGCUCGAAAUUCGAGAACUAUUUUAAUUUUCAAUGCGAUAUAAAGACAAUUAAGCCACAUCAAACCCUGGCCAUUAAUCGAGGCGAAAAGCACAAAUUUCUGUCCGUAAAAGUGCAGACUAGCAAUUAUUUAAAGAAUGAUCUCAUGCGUUUUAUAUCGCAAGAGUACAUGUCCGAAGGUCUUCAGUAUCCUUUGCGUAAGGAGGUAUUCACUCGCGCACUGGAAGAGUGCUACACAAAGAAAUUACAACCGCUGCUCUGCCGUCAGGUGCGGGCCGAACUUAAGGAAAGAGCUACCCGGGCAGCCAUUGAGGUUUUUGGAAAAAAUUUAAAGCAACUGUUGCUGAUGUCGCCGUUGAAAGGUGAACGAAUAUUGGGCAUUGAUCCCGGCUAUAUUAAUGGCUGUAAACUGGCGCUUAUAUCGGAGACAGCCGAUGUGCUGGAAACAGGAGUCAUUUAUCCGCAUGGACGACAUGCCAAUCGAACGGAAGCCGAGCAAAAGCUGGUACAGCUUCUUAGCAAAUACAAUUGUGGCGUUAUUGCCCUAGGAAACGGCACUGCCUGCCGAGAAACAGAGAUGUGGCUGACAUCUCUCUUCCAGGCAGGCAUUUUGGACAGUCGCAGCAUUCGCUAUAGUAUUGUAAAUGAGAAUGGCGCCUCCAUUUACUCGUGCAGCGAUGUGGCCAGCAAAGAGUUUCCCAAGAUGGAUAUGAAUGAAAUUAGCGCAGUGUCCAUUGCACGUCGCCUGAAUGAUCCGCUAAGCGAGUACGUGAAGAUUGAGCCACGUCACUUGGGCGUUGGCAUGUAUCAGCACGAUGUGAACGAGAAAACGCUAACAGAAACACUCAACGAUGUUGUCUCCGAGUGUGUGAGCUAUGUGGGCGUGGAUCUAAACACGGCCAGCCUCAGUGUGCUAAAACACAUUGCUGGUCUCUCUGAGAAGAAAGCCGAGAAGAUCAUUGAAUAUCGCAACAAGAAGGGUCCGUUUCAGUCGCGCAAGGAUCUGCUCGCUGUGCGCAGCAUAGGAGAGAAGACGUUUGUUCAAUGCGCAGGUUUCGUUCGCAUCGAACCGCUUAGUGUAGGCGGAAAGAUAACUAAUCCGCUCGACUGCACCUGGGUGCAUCCGGAAAGCUACAAAUUGGCGGAAGCCAUUAUACAGGAAUGUGAGUUAAAACUCUCGGAUAUUGGCAAGGCUAGCUUUAUGAAGCGCAUCAAGGAGUUCAGCAAGUCGCAGCACAAUCUCGAACAGCUUGCCGAGCAGCACAAGCUGCACAUGGAACGCUUAAAGUUUGUGCUUUUUGCCCUUCAGCGCAAGCUGCUGCAGGAUUACCGCGUCGAUCUGGACAAACGGCCAUUGUUCAAGCAGGGUCUAACACGCCUGGAUGAGCUCAGCAUUGGUGAUGUGGUCACAGGCGCAGUCACCAACGUAACGCACUUUGGCGCUUUCGUGGACAUUGGCGUGGAACGCGAUGGCCUCAUACACAAAAACCACAUGAAUAAUUGUGAUCUUAGCAUUGGGGAUCGCAUAAUUGCUUCCGUGCUAAAGGUGGACAUGCAGCGACGGCAGUUGGGCUUGCGUCUGGAAAACAUGCUGCAAGAGACGGACACAUCCUUUACGUUGAAAACCGAGUGAAUGGUUGUUACCUUAACCAUACAUUCUUGUUUGUCUAAAUAAUAUGUAUGUCUAUAUAAUUAGCACUUAAUUGUCUCAUCGAGCGGCUUUGUUUAACGAAAAUUGUUUUUUUUUUUUUAAAUUUCUAGAAAUUUGAGUUUACAAAUGAGGUUUGUUUCUGCGCAGCGAUUAAAUAAAAUAUAUAUACAUAUUCUUCAUAAGCAGCAUAA
Molecule: messenger RNA, 2967 nt
Organism: Drosophila virilis
Lineage: Eukaryota; Metazoa; Arthropoda; Insecta; Diptera; Drosophilidae
Product: S1 RNA-binding domain-containing protein 1
Biological process (GO): translation; nucleobase-containing compound metabolic process
Molecular function (GO): mRNA binding; structural constituent of ribosome
Source: RefSeq, a predicted model, not a curated record